AUGGCGCGCAAGAACUCCAGAGCGAGUGCCGUCUUCAGCGCCUCGACCGAGGGGAAGAAGAAGUCCAAGCCCAAGGGCAAGGGCAAGGUCCGCGACAAUGUCGACGACGCGUACACCUUUGAGCAGGAGCUCCCCAAGCGACACCGCACCGCCGAGUCCAAGUUCGCCCUUACGCGCGAGGAGAAGGUCGGCGGCGCCAGGCGGAUUGACGACGAGGACGAGGACGACAUGAACGCCCGAAUCCGCAAGGUCGCCAUGAUGAUCGCCGGAGACGACAAGGCCGACGUGCUCGACAGUGACGACGAGGACGUCGAGUCCGAUGACGCCUGGGACAGCGAGGGCAGCGAUGAGGAGCGCUGGGGGGAUGCGUUCCGGAAAUUGGAGAAGGGCAAGGGAAAGAAGGGCAAGGGCAAGGAGGAGGUUCUGAAGCCACUGAAGAUCAAUCUCGAUGAGACCGACGACGAGGAGAGCGACCCCGAGGUUGAGCGGUCACCAAAGACCGCGUUCAAGUCUGCUUUCCCAGAGGAGGAAGGAGAAGAUGACGAAGACGAGGAUGAUGAAGAAGACGACGAGGGCGACGACGAAGACGAUGAUGAUGAUGAGGAGGAGGAUGAGGACGAUGAGGAGGAAGACGAGGAGAUGUUCGAGGACCCCGAACUUCCCUCCGAUCUCUCUGAUGACUCUGACGAGGAUCUCGACGGGCUGGACGCGUUUGUGGACAACCUCGCCGCUGCGGACAAGAAGAGCAAAGCACAGCCGGAUGCGGAGAAGAAGCGACGAGUACUGCCGGUGGCCAAGGGCCCUGGUCUUGCCGACGGUGGUGACCUUGCCCUCAAGAACCAGAACAAGGUCGAUCUGUCAUCUCUUAUCGCCUCUGCCCCGGGUCUCGCUGGCGCCUCGAGCCUUCUGCCGUCGAAGAAGGAGAACAAGUCGACGAGCGCUUGGACCGAGAGGCUGCUUACGAGCAGACGAAGCAGGAGGGACAGAAGGUCGACGCUCAUGAAGCGCGUCAAGGAGGCGGAGCAUCUGUCCUUCCCGCUGCAGGCGACCGAGCGCGGUGGCGUUAAGUCAUCUGGUGAGGUUGUCGCCACUUUCAAGCCGGAGAACGAGCACGAGUCCGCCGUCCAGGCUCUCCUUGCGAAGGCGAACCUGACCGACUCCGGCGUUACUGCCGCGGAGGAUGCUGCCCUGCGUGGCCAAGAUCUGAGCCCGGAGGAGAUUGCCGCCCGCCGAGCCGAGCUCCGUCACCAGCGUGAGCUCAUGUUCCGCGCCGAGGCAAAGGCGAAGCGCGUCGCCAAGAUCAAGUCGAAGACGUUCCGCAAGCUCAAGCGCAAGCGUGAGGCUAAGGCUGCCGGUGACGGUCCCAGCCUUGAGGACCUGGAGCGACUGGACCCUGAGGCCGCUGCCGAGGAGCGUGAGCGCCUCGACCGCGAGCGCGCCCUCGAGCGUGCCACUCAGCGUCACUCGGCCCGCAACCGCUGGGCCACCAACGCUGCUCCCACCGACGAGGCCAUGGAGGCUCGUCAGGACAUGUUCGACAUGCGUGACAGACUCCGUGCCAAGGUCCACGCCAAGGACGGCUCUGAGAGCGAGUCGUCCGAGUCCGAGGACGACAGCGACGAGGAGGCUAUCAAGACGCGGGCGUUCGACCAGCUUUCCAAGCUUGACAGCAAGCUGCCCGAGGUGCCCCAGAAGAAGGGCCUCAUGCAGAUGGCUUUCAUGAAGAAGGCUGAGGAGCGCGAGAUGAAGAAGGUCGCCGAGGAGGAGGCCAACCUGCGCCGCGACCUCGAGAUGUUCGGCGACGACAGCGACAGUGGCAGCGACUCUGACGAGGCUGAGGUGCUCAAGCUUGGAGAGGGUCGCAUGGUCUUCGGCCGCGCUGCAGGUGACGACAAGCCCGCGAAGGCCAAGCCUGCCGCGCCGGCAGCGAAUGGAAGUGCCACCAAGGCUCGUUCUCGUUCCCCUUCUCCUGCUGUCGGAGUGUUCGGCGACGUCAACCCUUGGCUUGAUGGCACCAACUCUGGUCCCUCCCGCAAGCGCAACAAGCUCACUGCUACGGCUGAGACCAAGGCGGUCGGCAAGCUCAAGAAGGCUGCCCAGGUUAAGGGCGACGACGAGGUCGAGAUCUCACUUGCUGCUCCCAAGGCUUCCAAGGCCACCAUGAAGGCUGAGAAGGUUGUCCCGCCGCCCAAGGCUGCAGAGGCGAAGGCGCCGAAGUCGAUUCUCAAGGUCAAGUCUGACGUCUCGACCGAGCAGGCGAAGGCUGCUACGUCGAACAAGCGACGAGCUGCCGACUCUGAUUCCGACUCUGACUCCGAUGCCGAUCUCCUUCCCGUCGCCGGCAAUGGCCCCAAGGCCUUCACGCAGCGCGAGCUCGUCGCUGAGGCGUUCGCGGGCGACAACGUCGUCGAGGACUUUGCGCGCGAGAAGGCUGCCCUGAUUGAGGCCGACGCGCCGCAAACGGUCGACACGUCGUUGCCCGGCUGGGGCUCGUGGGGCGGCAAGGGCACGAAGAAGCGGAAGACGAACCCCAAGUUCCUCAAGAAGACGGCAGGUGUCGCCGCCGAGGACCGCAAGGACGCCGGACGUGCGAAUGUCAUCAUCACGGAGAAGAAAGACAAGAAGGCCGCCCGCUUCCUCCCCACGGACCUGCCGUACCCCUACACCAGCGUGGCGCAGUACGAGGCCGCCAUGGCGGCCAACAUCGGAAGCGAGUUCAACUCGCGCGCCGCCUUCCAGCGCGGCACGCUGCCGCGCGUCACGAAGAAGCCCGGUGCCAUCGUCGAGCCGAUUCGCAAGCUGUUCUAG
This is a messenger RNA of Trichosporon asahii var. asahii CBS 2479, 2808 nucleotides long. Its product is annotated as nucleolar protein, component of the small subunit (SSU) processome, Utp14p. Gene Ontology annotation, cellular component: nucleolus; small-subunit processome. The transcript has 4 exons. Gene Ontology annotation, biological process: rRNA processing. Lineage: Eukaryota; Fungi; Basidiomycota; Tremellomycetes; Trichosporonales; Trichosporonaceae. Bases 1 to 2808 code for a protein of 935 amino acids. The record is from RefSeq and is a predicted model, not a curated record.